GGACGAGAAGAAGGAAAGCAAUGAAGAUGCGGGAUCAAAAGAGAAGCCCGUUGGCGACUUCGAUUUCCUGAAGAAAAGUUUUGUUAGGAAGUGGGAUGAGGAAAUUGCACACUCGCGGAUGACGCUGGAUCAAUUUUACUACGCAACUGUACCGGACACCAAAGAUCGUGACAACGACCAGGUGCUCUCAAGAUACUUGCAGAUGCAGAAAAUAAAGGUCAAGUAUGCGAAGGACCCGGAAAGGAUGGAUCAAGAAAUCAGGAAACUGCGUGCAAAUGAAGGCAAAGGAAACGAAAAAGAAACGAUUCUGACGGUUGACCAGUUAUGGCUGUGGGUGAUAGACGAGAAGACAAUCAUCACAGCAACCACAGAGUCAUCCCAGGGAAUCGACGAUAUUGUGUUUGAAGAUGUCGUUGACAAUCUGGUAAUUGGAGAGCACGAUGGUGCCUUUCACCGACCAACGACUGUCAGUGAAAUGAUGGAGUUGAUUAUUGGCGCUGCAACAAGAUUAUUUGUCAAACAACAUAGUUCACUUUCCGAGGGAAACGGCCUGGGCAAAAAAGGAGUGUUGGAUGUCUUUGAUGAGUCUAUCCGAGAUGUGGCUGAUCGCGAAAUGAGGCUCUUUGAUCGAUUCAGGAAAAGUCUUGCCAGAGCAGAAGAAGGGAAAAGGGCCACCUCAAAGGACCUAACCAAAGACCAAGGCUCUACUAAUGAGACAAUGACCUCGAAUGACAAAGGCCAUCUCCCUUCUGAAGAAGCCGAGGUGAACUCCAUCUCCGAAGAGACGAAACUUCUGCGGGAAAUCAAGGAUAUUUGUGAUGAGCUGAAUAUUCUGAAAACCCUAGUCGAGGCCCAGGAGACUGUGUGGAAACAGGCGUUCCGUGUCGAAAACCUAGAGAAUGGGCGUUUUGAGUAUAAGCAUUCUUGUACACCGGCUACUGUUAGGGCUGAACUUGAGGAGACAAUUCAUAAUGCCCAGGACGUACUGAAAUCGAUUUAUACUCUGCUGGACUUGCGACAAAAGCAGGCCAGCCUGAAAGAAGCCGAAUUCGGACGGAAACAAUCAGAGGCAACUGCCCAGCAGUCCGAGGAGACGAUGAAGCAGUCCAAGACCGUCAUGGUUUUCACUGUAGUGACCAUUGUCUUUCUCCCUCUAUCAUUCUUGACUUCACUCUUUGCACUAAAUGUAUCCGACUUUCCUCACCGCGGUGACAAUGUGGAGUAUCGCGGCUGGUGGAUAUUCCCUAUUCUCUUCGGCACCUCUGCUGCAUUGUCUAUUCCAUGUGUCCUCCUUGCAUUCAAGGUGAACUCGAUUGAAUAUUUCUGGAACAAUCCUGAAAAAUUCAAAACGUUAAUCAAGGAUGUCACAAGCGGGAUUAAGCCUCGGCUUGCUUCUACCACCGCCAGAGCAUCUAGAAAGACUUUGGGAGAUGAAGAGAAAGGGACUCGAUCUAGUGAUUCUGUGUUGAAAGAUAGUCAUUCAUCAUAG
Molecule: messenger RNA, 1489 nt
Organism: Aspergillus wentii DTO 134E9
Lineage: Eukaryota; Fungi; Ascomycota; Eurotiomycetes; Eurotiales; Aspergillaceae
Exons: 6
Coding region: 119-1489 (456 amino acids)
Biological process (GO): metal ion transport; transmembrane transport
Cellular component (GO): membrane
Molecular function (GO): metal ion transmembrane transporter activity
Source: RefSeq, a predicted model, not a curated record